UAAAACUGGUUUAAACACGAGUGUGAGUCAAUAAGACUCGCGCAGUGAUGCGGGGAGGAAGCUCGCGUCCUUUGGAACUAAAGUGACACGGAUUGCGACGGGGAAGUUUUUUUUAUGUAAAACUCCUUCAUUUAUUUAAGACACUUACAUAUGAUAAGGAAACCUGUUCUCGUUUCCAGGAAUGUGUGGUUUGCAUUAUUUUCCCCAUUACGUUUUUUAUGGAUUUCCAGUAUUCAUAUGGUUUCACUGACAGAUCGGGGUAGAGCUGACAGGUGAAUUGUGUAGGUAUCCAGACGCCGCCAGACGCCACUUUGCCUGCGUCGGACAUGGGACCCUGUGCUGGGAUCGGGGGGUACUUCACGGGAGGAAUUGUGCAGCCCUGAAUAACAGCUGGAUCCGGCGACAACGUGAAUGCAGGGACUGCGCUCCGUGAAGAUGCGUUACAACCGCGGCUUCAUCCUGCUGAUUUUAAACGGGACAGCUUGCAUACUGGCCCUUGGACCGGAAGACCCCUCUCCGAGCUUCAAAAGCUCCCCGAGCGAGCACUCCAAGUCGGUGGGAGUGUUGGACGGGCCCAGUCUCUCUCCGCUGAGCCGGUGGAUGAUGCACAGCAAGAGCCGGGCGGCCAACUCCACAACACUGGAGCUGCCGUACCGUGCGGCGGUGCCCCCGUCCAAGCAGGAAUUCUGGGAGAUGUUGGGUAGCGAGGCACAGCCGGAUUCCACCGCCUCACGCACAAAACGCCGGCCCAUCGUCAAGACGGGCAAGUUCAAGAAGAUGUUUGGCUGGGGUGACUUCUACUCCAACAUCAAGACGGUGCGUCUGAACCUGCUCAUAACAGGCAAGAUCGUGGACCAUGGCAAUGGCACAUUCAGCGUCUACUUCCGACACAACUCUACGGGGCAGGGCAACAUCUCCGUCAGCCUGGUGCCACCUGUCAAGGCCGUGGAGUUCGACCUGGAACGCCAGAGCGUGGUCUACCCCAAGGACUCCAAGAUCUUCAACUGCCGGGUGGACUACGAGAAGGUGGACCGCAACAAGAAGACCUCGCUUUGCAACUACGACCCGUCCAAGACGUGCUUCCAGGAGCAGACGCAGAGUCACGUCUCCUGGAUCUGUUCCAAGCCCUUCAAGGUCAUCUGCAUUUACAUCUCCUUCUACAGUACGGACUACCGUUUGGUCCAGAAGGUCUGCCCAGACUACAACUACCAUAAUGAGAUGCCCUACCUGCCCUCAGGUUAGAGACGGUGAAAAGCUCUGGCAGGGCGGGGCUACGAGUGGCCAGGAACAGCACAGCACCCGGAAGGGGAAUUCUCUAAGAAAGGAUUUCCACACCAGACCGAAGUCACAUUCGAUUUUACAUUCUCAUUUUAUCCAGCAUUAUUUAUUCAUUCAUAUCAAUUGACAAAUAGCUACUUAUUCCUCUAAUUGUAUUUUAUUUCAACGACAGAUUCUAUUCUCCUCAGAAGUAUUCUUUUGACUUUUUUGUAUAUUUUUUUACUCGAUGUACGUACGGUUCGAGAAAAGCACCAACAUACUUUAGAAGAAAUGGGUAACCUUUUAUAACAAGCGACGA
Paramormyrops kingsleyae is the source of this 1576-nucleotide messenger RNA. RefSeq names its product neurexophilin-1. Lineage: Eukaryota; Metazoa; Chordata; Actinopteri; Osteoglossiformes; Mormyridae. The record is from RefSeq and is a predicted model, not a curated record. Gene Ontology annotation, molecular function: signaling receptor binding.